AGAGGGCAGUCAGCCUGCGGCCGCGACUCCGCCGCGCCGCUGCCGUCGCGCACCGCUCGGAGCUCGCUGGAGGUGGGCGAAAGUGUGCGAGAGCGCGGGGGAGGAGCUGAGCGGGGUGCGUCCUGUGAGCGCCGCCACCGCCCCCCGGAGUCCGCUGGAGCGCGGAGCCCCCUGCAGGGGAGGCAGCGAGCGGCUGGCGGGACGCGGCGGAGGGCGCGGACCAUGCAGUCCCGGCCCGGCCAGUGCCGGCUGCUCGCUGUGCAGUGAGGUGGCGGGGUCCCCUCCGGCCUCCGCACCCCGACCUCCUUCAAGCCCAAGUGCUGCCCGGCGCCCUUACCCUUCGUCUGGGCCCCGGGACACCGGUGGAAGGCACGGCCUGUCCUUGCCCUGCUCUGCUCGAAUCAUGCCGGGGGCCCCGAAAGAAGAGAAGGCAACUGACCGGCCCGCGCCAACCGUGGUCGAGGGGCUCCCUGCUCUCUGAAACGUCCCCCACCUGCUGCCAUGUGUCGCCGCCACAGAGUUGUGUCCUUGGAAUCGGAGCCCUACUAGUCUCUCCAGCCCUCUCUGGCGCGGACCGCUGCCGGCGGAGGCAGCGCCUUCCCGAAGCAGAUUGUCUUUGCACGGAUUUCUUUAAGAGAAAAAGAAACCAACAGGUUGCCAGCCCGGGCGUCACACUCAAGAUCCCGGAGAGGGAAGCCGCGGCCGCGGAUUCGUCGGUCAGCGCCGACCCUCACGGGCACCGGGAGGAAAGGGGAAGAAGGGGGCGAUGGCCCGGUCCGACCCGUCCGCGUCGCCUUCGCUGCUCCUGCUUCUGCUAGCGCAGCUUGUGGGCCGGGCAGCGGCCGCCUCCAAGGCCCCGGUGUGCCAGGAAAUCACAGUGCCCAUGUGCCGCGGCAUCGGCUACAACCUGACGCACAUGCCCAACCAGUUCAACCACGACACGCAGGACGAGGCAGGCCUGGAGGUGCACCAAUUCUGGCCGCUGGUGGAGAUCCACUGCUCGCCGGACCUGCGCUUCUUCCUGUGCUCCAUGUACACACCCAUCUGCUUGCCCGACUACCACAAGCCUCUGCCACCGUGCCGCUCCGUGUGCGAGCGUGCCAAGGCCGGCUGCUCGCCACUCAUGCGCCAGUACGGCUUCGCCUGGCCGGAGCGCAUGAGUUGCGACCGUCUCCCAGUGCUGGGCGGCGACGCCGAGGUUCUGUGCAUGGAUUAUAACCGAAGCGAAGCCACCACCACGUCCCCUAAGUCCUUCCCGGCCAAGCCUACCCUCCCAGGCCCACCAGGAGCGCCAUCUUCCGGGGGUGAGUGCCCCUCGGGAGGACCAUCUGUAUGCACUUGCCGUGAGCCCUUCGUGCCCAUCCUGAAGGAGUCACACCCUCUUUACAACAAGGUGCGUACCGGCCAGGUGCCCAACUGUGCGGUGCCCUGCUACCAGCCGUCCUUCAGCCCCGAUGAGCGCACGUUCGCCACCUUCUGGAUUGGCCUGUGGUCUGUGCUGUGCUUUAUCUCCACAUCCACCACCGUUGCCACCUUCCUCAUCGACAUGGAACGAUUCCGCUACCCUGAGCGCCCCAUCAUCUUCUUAUCUGCGUGCUACCUGUGUGUGUCGCUGGGAUUCCUGGUGCGCCUGGUCGUGGGCCAUGCUAGCGUCGCCUGCAGCCGCGAGCACAGCCACAUCCACUAUGAGACUACUGGCCCUGCACUGUGCACGGUCGUCUUCCUUCUAGUCUACUUCUUUGGCAUGGCCAGCUCCAUCUGGUGGGUCAUCCUGUCGCUCACCUGGUUCUUGGCAGCUGGCAUGAAGUGGGGCAACGAAGCCAUCGCAGGCUAUGCCCAGUAUUUUCAUCUUGCUGCCUGGCUCAUCCCCAGUGUCAAGUCCAUUACAGCGUUGGCACUAAGCUCCGUGGACGGGGACCCUGUGGCCGGCAUCUGCUAUGUGGGCAACCAAAACCUAAACUCGCUGCGUGGCUUCGUUUUGGGCCCACUGGUGCUCUACCUGCUGGUGGGCACGCUCUUCCUUCUGGCGGGCUUCGUGUCUCUCUUCCGCAUCCGGAGUGUCAUCAAGCAGGGUGGCACUAAGACAGACAAGCUAGAGAAGCUCAUGAUCCGCAUUGGCAUCUUCACUUUGCUCUACACGGUGCCAGCCAGCAUUGUGGUGGCCUGCUACCUGUAUGAGCAGCACUACCGGGAAAGCUGGGAGGCUGCCCUCACCUGCACGUGUCCAGGAUCCGACUCUGGCCAGCCGCGCGCCAAACCCGAGUACUGGGUACUCAUGCUCAAAUACUUUAUGUGCCUGGUGGUGGGCAUCACGUCGGGAGUCUGGAUCUGGUCCGGCAAGACCCUGGAGUCUUGGCGGCGUUUCACCAGCCGCUGCUGCUGCAGCUCAGGGCGGGGCCACAAGAGUGGUGGCGCUAUGGCCGCAGGGGACUAUGCUGAGGCCAGCGCCGCGCUCACCGGCAGGACCGGGCCGCCCGGCCCCGCCGCUGCCGCAUACCACAAGCAAGUGUCCCUGUCGCACGUCUAGGUGGCCUGUAGGCCCAGGGACAGUGCUGGAGUUGAAGGAGGGGCUUGUUUUGUUUGGUAACUUUGUGAAGGUCACUUCCGUUUACCUUCUUGGUGCUGGUACCCCCUUCCUGAGGGGCUUGGAGAGGGAAAGGGAUCGGUUUCAAGAGAGUACCUGUCUCCAGUCUUCUACCAGGGGGCUCAGCUCACGUGCGGUGUAUUCUAGUUUGUAUUUCUUACUGCCUUCUUUAGAAGAACCCAGUUUUUAAUUUAUAUGUAUUUUAAUUUUUAACUUUGUUGCAUUUUGGCAACAAAAAUACCUUUGCUUUGGGGACUUCACAGUCCUCAAGCGGGCAUUGUAAUGAGGUUACCCUUGGUUCAGGUUCCUUUGGACUGUGUGGUCUAAAUUAGGAAAAUAUAUUUCCUAUACGUGUGUCUUUUUUAUGUGAAUAGUGAAGGCUGCUGUGACUGGGAAGGUGUGGAGUGCCUUUUUUUUUUUAAAGCUAGUUUUUCCUUACACUGCUUAGAAUGUCCAGGACACUUAGAGACCAGAGGCCAUCUGCUGUCCUCCCUGGGAAUGGAUCAUAAUGUGCUUAGGACGAUCCUCAAGUGACAAGGGAGCUGGAGAUUUUGUGAUCCUUCUUAACCUUGCCCAGCAAGCGUUGGGCUCUUUUCAACCUGCUGCAGCCCUUCUCAUUCCUGAUAGAGCGGGUGUCCUGUCUUGAGUCUGUUAGAGGUGGAGUUAUAGAGCUGGAUGUGAAUUCUGAACUUUGAGCCGGAGAGGGAGUGGGUGCUUCGUAAAAAGCUCCAGGGAUCCCUUAUUAGUAUUUUUAAAGAAAAGAAACUUGUGCUACACAUUUUUGUAAAAGUAAACCCACUCCCUUCUUCUGGAGGUACUUAGGAAUCCUUGCUAAAGGGGGCUCUCUUUUAGAUUAAAGGACAAAAAACGGAUAUGCUUUCAGUAAUUAAAGUAAAUUCCCAUUGCUUCUUAUCUGCUCCUCCCACCCCACCUCCUUUAUCAUGUUAAACAGUCUUUCUUGCUUUUCUUAUUCCUCCUCCUGGAGUGCGGUGAUUAGAAGCCACGCCCACCCUCCAAUGAAGUGCUGCAGUUUGGGAGCGAGGCUCGUUACCUGGGAACAAACUUUGGCUUGGAGGAAGGAAAAACAAGUGUCCCUGAACUCGGGGCUAGUUUAAAGCCAGAAAGCCCCAAAGCAGCAGCACUGUCCUCUGGUAGCCUCCGGAAAGCAAACAAGACCCAUAACUUACGCUUUGUAGAAUGGGGCGGUGUAAUACCUACUGCUGGAGGACCCCCGCCCCCCGCCCCGCUCUCUUUGCCUCCUUCUAUGAAAGCCCGUCUAGUGACGAUACCCCCUCACACAGAGUUUCUCUGCUAUUAGAAAAGUCUGUUUGCUUUCCUAAUCUGUUUAACCAUUCAUUCACCAAGAGUGUGAGGCCAUUACUGGGGGGAAAGUGCCGUGCACCAGCCAGCAAGGCCAGUGACCAAGACAGAGUGGGAACUAAACUUAGGGAGCGAAAAUGGCCAAGCAAUUAAAAACGUCACAAAGCUUUCCUAGAAAAACAGCUGGAGUCUAGGCAUCCCGGUUUUCAUUUGCAGCAGCUGGGGGUGGGGUGGGGGAUUUAAGCCUGAGUCAGCUUUACCUCCCAGGUACUGAGCGGAGAAAUGCAUAGUUCCCACUGGGAAUUUAAAUGCCUAAGACUAAAUCUUUAGGUUGCUCUGAAGCCGUUCACGUUUGUAAACUGCAGUACCCUUACUCACUGAUUUGAAUCAAAAUGAAAACUUUAGUGGCUUCCACAAAAUCUCUACCCCUAGCUGUAGAACUCUGGGAUUGUCUUACUCUGUUUAUUCAGAAACCUCUUCCGGGAAGCUCAAUAGGCUCCCUGUCUUCUCCUGUUUUUCAAAUGAGGCCCUUCUUAUCUACCACCUUAACCUCUUGGCUUGUUUAGCUCAUCUUCCCCGAGUCAGCUGUGUCUAGUUUGGGUUGUUUCCUCUUCACAAAGAAAAUUGUGGAGGAAUCUAGAAAAGACAGACAGUGUAUCUAAAAGUUGUGGGAUGAAGUGGAUGAAAAUGAUUUAAUUUGUUUAAAAAUGAUGUUUUUUUUUAUCUUAGCAACAUGCUAAAGUAAAAAAAAAAGAACAAUUAAUUCCCUUUGAAAAUAAGAAAGCUGGAACAGACGCGAUGCCAAGGCGGUGGCCUGUGGAGGUUUGGAUGCCUCGGAAGCCUCUUUUGUUUCUUGUCAUCUUUGCUCUCCUUUCUUCUCCCCUACCCUAAGGAGACAAAGAGAGCCCACCUGCUUCCCUUACCGACACCAGUCCCGGCCAGCCCUAGCGGAGGGGAGAGGGAAGCCGCACGUACGAAUGGUCACCCCCCCCCCUUUCCACCACGCAUUUUUCUCUCCUUCGCAUUUCUGUCGUGCUAACAAUGAGUGAAAUGACAUGGAGAACUGUGGGCUAGUUCAGUUUCUGUUGCUGGGGAGGACUUAGCGCUGCUCUGGCCACCUCGCUCACCUCUGUAAGCGUUGCACAGGUUAGAGGGUGAGGAUUUAGGUAGUUGAAGACGUGGGGCCUUCGGGACUCCAGUGGCCAAAUGUUAGGAAGGUUUGGUUUUAUUUUUUUAUUAUUAUUUAAUUUUAUAUUAUUUCCCUCCUCACAUUUUGAAGUUGUCUAAAUUGGAUGAACAUCAUUUUUCUUGGUGCCUUAUUGGCUUAUUCUUGCAACCCUUUGUCAUGUUCUCAUGUGACCAUUGCCAGUGACCAGGGCCUGUGUGCAUGCCUUGUGUGUAAUUGUGCGCGUGUACAAGCUUAAAUAAUGUGCCGAUGGCACUUGUUCCAAGUUGGUAUUCAUUAGGCUGUUCCCUCCUGGGCCAGGGCAGCACUAAUCUUGACACCGGCUGCCAGGAGAACAGGUCCUGGAUCAUACACAGAACCGUAAUAACAGCGUCCGUGCCCUGCACUGGGAGUGUAGAAUGGGAACCCCAGAGCUAGGAAGCACAGUUGUCUGCUUUAAUGAACUGCUGCCCCUGCUAAGAAAGCUCCUUUCACUUUUGUGCUCUACAGAAAGGCCAAGGGGGGUAGGGAGGACAAAGCUUUGAAAGAGUGCUUUCCAACACCGGAUGUGGCAGACAGGACCGAGCACAUCACAAACCUAGGCAGGUGUGAGGGCCGGUGGCUAAGAAUUGCCUGCUGCCUUUCUGUGUUCUUUCUUGUCUCCGAAGUCCAAUCAAGUGAUCCCGGGAAAGAAACAGCCUGGGCUGGGGAGCACAGCUCAGAGAGAAAAACUCUCCAGACAUGAAAGAAGGGCGGGCAGGUUGUAACUAACCCGAUUCAAACUCUCAGAAGCUUUUCUAGCUUGAUGACAAUUGCAGGAUUUUUUUUUUUUCCCAUCCAGGAUAAUGUCUGUGGUACAUCAUUUUAAGACAACAUUAAUUUACAUUGUUACAAACUAUGUACAGUAUGUAUGUUUUGUGGGUGUGUAUAUACGUAAUAUAUAUUAUAUACAUAUAUACAUAUAUAUAUGAGAGAGAGAUUUUAGUGACUUUUGAUACGGGUUGGUGCAGGUGAAUUUAUUACUGAGCCAAAUGAGGCACAUACCGAGUCAGUAGUUGGAGAACAGGGCAUUCAGUGCUGUGUAUGGUUUGCAUACAUGUAUAGUGCCUAUCCCAUGCAGUAAGAAUCAUUGCUGUCACGCCAAAUCCAGCACUCACAAAUCAGAGCCAGCAAUAUCUUAUUUGUAGACAAUCAGCUUGAACCUAUAGAUUAUGACUGGCAAUGGUUAUAAUUCUGAAUCCAUAACAUUAGCAAAAGGAAACGCAGAGUAUCUUGAAAAGAGGUUUGUUUUGUGCCUGGAAGUCAGUACAACAGCAAUUGUGUGUGGUUAUGUUAGUCUCAAGAUUAACUUGUUGACCUUAUUAUUUUGGAAAUUUUUUGUAUUAUAUUUGUGGGAAGGUAAAAUAAUGGUUUUAAGAUUUUUAUCAAAUAUGGAGAUUAGUUAUUUAUGAAAAACAAAGAAAUGUCUAUUUUUGUUUCUUUGUUCCCAAUUCGUGUAGAUAACUUUUUAAAAUGCAUUAAAGCAAUGGUGAAGAAAAUG
Messenger RNA from Microtus oregoni (creeping vole), 6609 nucleotides. It is a transcript of the gene Fzd5, whose product is annotated as frizzled class receptor 5. The transcript is spliced from 2 exons. NCBI's taxonomy places the organism in Eukaryota, Metazoa, Chordata, Mammalia, Rodentia, Cricetidae. Gene Ontology annotation, biological process: non-canonical Wnt signaling pathway; canonical Wnt signaling pathway. The record is from RefSeq and is a predicted model, not a curated record. Gene Ontology annotation, cellular component: plasma membrane. Bases 767 to 2527 code for a protein of 586 amino acids. Gene Ontology annotation, molecular function: Wnt-protein binding; Wnt receptor activity.